CCGAAGCCUGAACGGCGGAUUUCAAGUAAGAACUUUGUGUAUAACGAAUACUGGGAGAUUUAAUGAAAUAUUAAUUACCAAAAACUCUGUUUUGGCUUCAUAAAAUGAGAAGGAGAGCGAGAACCACAAACAGGGGAGUCCCCCGGGAGGUCCUUGAAAUGGCGACGGUUGAAGUUCUGGACAAGGGCUAUUCUGUAAGAGCUGUCGCCAGGACAUUUCAGAUCUGCCAUGUCACUCUGCAGAGGUACAUCAAGAAAGUUAUGGAGCUGAAGGCGGCGGGGACCACGGACACCUCGUCCAUUCAAGUCGGAUACAGAAGCCACAAACAGGUGUUCCAGCCGAUGCAGGAAGCGGCGCUCUUGGCGUACCUCAAGGAAGUUUCCGGAAUGCACUAUGGGCUGUCUUCCAAAGAGGUACGAAAGCUUGCUUUCCAGCUUGCCAAGCAGAACCAGCUGAAAUAUCCAGAAGCGUGGAACGUCAAAGAGAUGGCGGGGAAGGAUUGGUUUUCUUCGUUUCUGAAGCGGAACCCCCUGUUCCCUAUCAGGAGACCCCAACCCACCAGAGCGAUGGGCUUUAACAGGGAAAAUGUCUCCAACUUUUUCCAGAACUUGGGAACAGUCCUUGAGCGCGAGUGCCUGGAGGCAAAAGACGUCUGGAAUGUCGAUGAGACUGGAGUCACCCCGGUCCAGGCGCUCGAGGAGACCAUGGCAACAGAAGGUAGCGAGAAGACUGAGGCCAUACCCCCAGGGGAGAGGGGCACCCUCGUCACUAUGGCCGUAGCAAUUAACGCACAGGGCAACAGCAUCCCCCCCCACCUGGUGUUUCCCAGGAAACGCUUUUACCGCCAUUAUAUCAGGGACGCGCCCACUGGGUCCGUUGGCUCGGCGAACGGCUCCGGGCGAAUGCAAGAGGCGGAUUUCCUCGGGUUUCUUCAGCAUUUCGUAAAACACACGAGAGCCUCCGUCAACUUCAAGGUGCUGCUGCUGCUGGACAACCAUCCCUCGCACGUGUCCGCGUCGGCGAUCGACUACUGCGACGCCAACGGCGUCAUCCUCCUCACCUUCCCCCCGCACUGCGCUCAGAAACUCCAGCCACUGGUCCAGGGCGUGUUCGGGCCUUUCAGGCGAAACCUCAACAUCGCCAUGGACUGUUGGGCGAAGACCCACCCGGGAACGCCGGCCACCAUUUACGACCUCCCGGGACUGAUUGCAGAAGCGUUGCCCAUUUCCGCCACUCCGAAGAACAUCAUGGCUGGCUUCCGGUGCACCGGGAUUUGGCCGUUCAACAGCAACAUCUUUGACGACGAGGACUUUACCCCUUGUCCGGUCGCCGCUAGGCCGGACCCGACUGCCGACGUCGCUGACGCAGACCUGGAAGCCUCCUUCUCCAAGCCCCCGUGUCUCCCGUCAACGUCCGCUGGAGCCUCCUGCCCUGUUGAUCUCCACCCUUUCCCCAAGCCUGAGCCAUGCCAGUCCUUUCCCAUUUGUAGAAAAGGGGGAGCCUCUGCCUUUCACACCGACGCCCCCGUCAGUCCUGCCCCAGAGGCGGUAGCGGAGAGGGCGAAGGAGGAGGAGGAUGAGGAGGUGGAGGAGGAUGAGGAGGAGGAAUCUGAGCCAAAAGCAAAAUGCAAAGCAAAGAGAAAGGGGAACAAAACUGACCUGUCAACAGAAGGGGCUUGUCCCUGUUUGUUUUGCGAUGAUUAUUACCUCACGACUGUAGUGUGAAAGAAGGCGAAUCCAUUUGAUACGUCGGAAAUGAAAUUGAAAUGAACAGCCUGUUGUCAGUAGACUGUUGAUAAACCAAUUCGUUGGAUUUGUUCAACUCGGACCUGAUCUUCGUACAUAUUUAACAUCAAUGAAAAAUUGCUCCUGCUAACUUUCUUUACGUUGACAUGUGGCAUCGAUUGGCACAGCUGUCUGAAAAGGUCGUACAUUCAAAGGGAACUGGAGUUUAGUCCUCUGAUAGAUUUUCAUCAAAGCUGAUCUGAAAAACAUACAAAUGUAAUCAAUUAAUUGAUUGUGUUUGUGUAAUGUAAUACUUUGCGUGAACUUUUUGAGCUAUGAAGACUGUUAGCCCCCCCCCCCCCAUGCGCUAUUCAUUGUUUCGCCCACCCAGGGGUUUAAAUGUACGUUUACACACCCAAACUUUGUGUGCUCAUUAUUUUUGCUUGAAUGAUCAUAACAUUUUUGGUGGCAGGUACAAUUAAACCCUCAAAAUGCAAAUUUUAGUGGAUUUUCCUUUUUUUCUUGAUUCGCACAGGCUGCACGUUUGUUUCGAUGUGAGCUCAUAUCAAGAUAAUAGUGGGGACCAGGCUACAGGUUAAUUGGUUCUCAAAUCCGCAAUUAGGGAGACUCUUUUGUGACCCAUCAGUGUGACGCAUUUUUGUCCAGCUUUAAUCCUGGCAAGCCUCCAGGGGUGUCCCACUCUGUUAACCUGCAACCCUCAUAAUUGGAGAAGGAAAGUAAAUUGCUUCAGUGGAGAGACAAAUUAAUUGAUUAAAAUGCCUGGAUACAGCUCUCCAGAACCAGGGUUUAGCAGGCUGGUUUUGGAGGGCUAUCAAAUUUACGUGAACUACAUCUGACUUCUUUAUCUACAAUACAUGUGAUGUAGAUCAACUUGAAGCCACAACCUCUGUCAAGACUAUACACAUUUGACCACUGAAUUACAUUGUUCCUGUUUGCAAUCCUAAAUUAUUUAGGGGACUCUGCAUACCCUGUCUGUACACUGUCACUGGAAGUCUGCUUUACAACAACAUCACUCAAGGAAGAAUGGAAGGGCGCUCAAGCCAGAAGGGUAUUCCUGACGACUUCAUUCCUGAAAUGGGACACUGUGAUUGGUCCUCCUAUGUCAUCCAAACAGUCCUCCGCUCCAGUGUAAAUGGUAAAUGGACUGCAUUUAUAUAGCGCUUUUAUACAAAGCGCUUUACAAUUGAUGCCUGGCAUUCACCAGAGAAAUUAGGGGUUAGGUGUCUUGCUCAGGGACUCUUCGACAUGCCCUGGGCGGGGGAUCGAAUCGGCAACCCUCCCAACUGCCAGACAACCGCUCUUACCUCUUGAGCUAUGUCGGCCCCCAGUGUGACAAGGAAGGUGGCUUCACGCACCUCUGAGGUUGUACAUGCUAACGUGCUUCCUUCCCAAAGUUGAUGUCGCAGCAUAGAGACAGGUCAGCAGUUGUGGCAGAAAAUUCCAAAUUGUAGAAAUUUAAAAAUGGGAAUAGAAGUGAAACUUUUUUUUUUGUAGCAUAGGAUAGUUAUUGCUGCUAUCCAUGUAAAUUUAGACUGAAAAGAUAGUGAUAAAUAUUGUAUGUUUCCCCUCUUGUAAUAUCACGGAUUUCGGGUAGUGUUACAGGCUAAUGGGAGAGAUAUGAUAUUGUUUAACCACAAUUCCUUAUAUAUAUAUAUAUAUAAGGAAAUGAUGGAAAACAUUUUGGCCCGUGUGAAGCUUGAUCCUUAUACAUCAUGGGUUGUGAGUAGUGCUCAAAUUGCUGUAUGGUCGUUUUCAGGUCUAUUCAGGAAGCAUGUCAGCACAGUCCUAAGUGGGGCUUAAUUGAAUCUAAAUAAAUUUCUACAGCUUAGAUGCCCUUCCAGCUUUUAAGAGCCCAAAGUUCUUCCUGUGGGAGACAGAUAUUCGACCCAGUGCAUUGUUGUGUUGAUGUAUUGACUACAUCUUAUCUGCGAGAGGCACUCAGUUGUAUACAGGUCUAGAACAUUUGUCAACAGAAUGAAAGUGCACUAAUUUGAAUAGUGGACAUCUUUCAUACAGAAUAAUGUAACCAUUGCAUUGUUUUCCAUCUUGACCUGUGACUGAAAUAUUCAUGAAUAUGUUGGCACCUGAUAAUAUUAAGUAAUAAAUGGUAAAAUAUUAUCUACUGACGGUGAGUACUUGAAAGCGUAAUGUGCUUAUAUAUUCCCUCAUUUCCAUCUUAUGGAAUUAUAAUAACGGCCAAAACUAUGAGGUAAAUAAUUGGGUUGGUAGAAAAGAAAGAAAAAAAACAUAAUUAUGAAGGUUUUUUUUCCCACUUUAAAAAAUGUUUUUAAUGUAACAUCUUUAUUUCAAGAUUAAAUGCAUGGUGUUAAUUCAA
Messenger RNA from Anguilla anguilla (European eel), 4080 nucleotides. RefSeq lists its product as uncharacterized. The record is from RefSeq and is a predicted model, not a curated record. Gene Ontology annotation, molecular function: DNA binding. The transcript is spliced from 3 exons. Gene Ontology annotation, cellular component: nucleus. NCBI's taxonomy places the organism in Eukaryota, Metazoa, Chordata, Actinopteri, Anguilliformes, Anguillidae. Bases 105 to 1724 code for a protein of 539 amino acids.